GUGGAAAGCGGCAAUCCCGAUGGACUUCCGUUUUGCUGCAAGCGGGCUGCUGCUGCGGUUCCUUCCAUGAGUCUCGUAGGGAUUGGACCUCUCCGGCGUAAUCGGCUUGAGUCCGGAUGGCGCUGAGAACGAUUCGAAUUGAAACCCAGGAAAUCCAAAGAAGGAAGCCCGAACUUUAAAGUUUGGAGACAGCCGGGCCUGUGAGGCGGGGACUCGGGAGGAGAAUCAACGGGAGAGGCUGGGAGUCGGCGCUGGGGAGCGUGAGGCCUUCGCAGGCCGCUAUGUCAGGGGACAAGGCCCGUCCCAGCCCUGCGGGGCAGCACCUCUCGGUGGGUCUUGCCACGGGGAACCUGGGGGACCCCGCUUCUUCCCCAGCAGAACAGGUUCUCCCCCGGUUCUUGCGGCUCUUUGGAAGCGGGGCUUCCUGCACAGCCAAGCUGGGGCUCGUCAGAGACCUUUCCGCCCUGCUGGACGCUGCGGACCCUCGGUGGCUGUUUGGGGCCGCUCCGGCCCUGCUUCAGGAACUGGUGGUUGCCCUGAGCCGCUACGCAGCGCCUCUCCAAUGGGAGCCACAGGGAGAAAGAUCCCCCAGGGAAAACCCUUUUGGUGCAGCAGGAGCUGAGCGAGCAGUGGAAGUCAGCCUGGUUUUCUGCAACAUCCUGGCCAAAGUAGAAGAGGCGAAAGACUUUGAGGGGUUGGACUCUGCAGUUACCAGCUCAAUCCUUCACCAAGUGGCAGGACCCAUCUUCAUCUGUGCAGUGACCCAUGGGGCAGAGAGGCCAUGGACCCAGCCCAGGAGUCAGUGUGGGGCUCAGGAGCUCUUGGAUGCUCUGUUGCGUGUUUUGGAGUAUAAAUCAAUACCCGAGUUCCUCAGAGGCACACGUGAAGGUGAACGUGGCUGGUUUGUUGUGGUGAUGCAGUGCCUGAAGCCAGAACUAACCAAAGAAACAUGGCAGUGUAACCCAGCAACAAAGUACGUGUUUUGCUUCGUGCUCCAGGAGAUUCAGAGACCUUGGCUUGGUGAUCACCUGGAAAAAGUUCUGCCACCUUCACUACUGCUGUCAGAUGACUACCGAGUAGAAAAUAAAAUUCUGGGUGUACGGUGCCUACAUCAUAUUAUUCAAAAUGUGCCAGCAGCUGUCCUUGGCCAAUUUAACAGAGUUCAGGUUGUGUAUCAUGCUCUCUUUAACCAUCUCUACAGCAGGGAGGCUCAACUUGUGCAGGUUGUGUUGCUGUGCAUACUGGACGUGCUGCUAGUCUUGGAAAGAGCCCCACAGCAGUUGUCCCCUAAACCCCGACGUGUCACAGCCUCUGACAGAGUCCUCCAGCUGUUACUGACCCACAUGGAAGCAGAGAGCCAGCUUUCUUUGCGGAGAAUAUAUGCCAAGAGCCUGCCUGCCUUUGUUGAGAGGCUCGGCAUCCGGAUUGUUCAUCAUCUGAAGCGGCUGCAGCGAGUGAUUGUGGGAUACCUGGAAAUCCCUGAUGGACCAGAGGAAGCUGCUCGGAUUGCAAUGUUAGAAACACUGAAGUAUACGAUAGAGUACGCCUGGCCUAGAAUGACUUGUCGUCUUGCUAUAAUUCUCAAGGCUUUGCUGAGGAUGAUGUGGGAUGUGGUCACAGAUAGGAGCAUCAUCCCUGAACCUGUGAAAGCAACUUUGCUUCAGAGAGCCACCAAAUGCCUCCUCUUGUUGAAUCACUGUUCCCAAGGACAGGUGAAGGUCCUAUUGCAAGGAGUCUACCAAAGCUGUGAAAAUGAACACCUCAAGGAAUGCCUACAGCAAAUACAAGAGGAUCCUGUCACAAGUUUGUCUGCUGAAAAACUCCAGAGAGAUGUUGGUGAAGGGGAUGCCUGUUUUUUGAACCUGGACGGAAAAACUUCAGUUUUUUAAGAAUGAGAGAAUGUUCUUGCUCUUUAACAGUAACAGUAAAAGAAAAUAACUUUU
Molecule: messenger RNA, 1943 nt
Organism: Pantherophis guttatus
Lineage: Eukaryota; Metazoa; Chordata; Lepidosauria; Squamata; Colubridae
Gene: TTI2
Product: TELO2 interacting protein 2
Cellular component (GO): TTT Hsp90 cochaperone complex; nucleus; cytosol
Source: RefSeq, a predicted model, not a curated record